AUGCCUGGUUGUUGCUUGUUGAAUUGUUUCGGUAUCUGCCGCAAUCGCCGCCGCAGAUCCCCAGGCUUUGUAGGCUUGCCCGCCUCCAGCCCUGUCGUCCCUCCCAAUAAUCCUGUUUUUGCAUCCUCUCAGCCUGGUUCCAUCCCAACCGAUAACCCUAACGAUUAUCAGUACGGCGAGCGCGAGAUGUGGGGAGGCUUGCGACAAAGAUGGAUCGAUGAUGCAAACGAGCCCAACUGUACAGUGAAACCGCUAAAUUUUGAAUUUAGAAGCCUGACCCAUGGUGCACACAGGUCCCAACGAUGGACAACAAAUUUCAACCGCUGGGGACCAGCACCCAUCGGUCUUCGAGAUGACCUCGAGGCUUGUGGGUUCCCUACAGGUCCUGAAGAUUACCACGACAUCAAGAUCUCAAAGAACUCGUCCACUCCGCACCCUAAAAGAGGUUCGGGAACAAACUUUUACCAUAUCUCGACCGCAUUAGGGGUUAUUAUCCUGAGAAACGUUGAAAGAUACGAUGGACCUUGGUGGAGUCAAGUCGCCCUUGCACAGUACGAUACUCACUUCGCGCGGAAUAUCUUGAGACAUAUUUACCUCGAAAAUAUUAUCAACACAGAUACCAGGGACUUCAUACAAGACCUUUGGGCUAGAACUCAACCAGCUGGUUCCCAGGAUUUCCAGCGAUCUUCAGCAUCACAGAACCAAGUGGUCUGGAGCUUUGAUACCCCCGAAUACAAGGCCAUUCUAGGCACACAGCUUGGGAAAGGAGCGGCGGCUGUUGUUCUGUCGGCGUUCCCUAGAGGUACACAUCGUAUCACCAGAGUCGUUGUCUGGAGGAAAACUAUCAUGCAGAUACGGUUUGAUAUUGAAAAUAAAUCUUACCUUGAGACAGGUAUACAAUCAUAG
Penicillium mononematosum is the source of this 906-nucleotide messenger RNA. RefSeq lists its product as uncharacterized. The record is from RefSeq and is a predicted model, not a curated record. The coding region runs from base 1 to 906 and encodes 301 amino acids. Lineage: Eukaryota; Fungi; Ascomycota; Eurotiomycetes; Eurotiales; Aspergillaceae. The transcript is spliced from 2 exons.